AUGCCCACUGAGACCCGGAAAUCGAGCAGGAAAGCUUCGUCAACUGCCGCUGGUCCUUCCAACAAGAGGCCACGCGAGCCCGAGCAAGCCGUUAGGCGAACUCGAACCAAAAGGACACUUAGUCCAUCCCUCCCCUCGAAGCGCAAGCCUGUCAACAAGAAAUCACGCGCUGCUCCGAUUUCGCCAACCCUGCAACGACAGAAGGCUAAGGCAGACCGGUUGAAGGGCAGCGCUCCUCGUGCCUCUGCGAACCGUCGUGUCAUUGUUCUUGGGAGUGACGACGAGGCUUCUGAUGGCAGUCAUGAAGUCCUGGGCCGCACACUGUUCAAACCUGCGGCAUCUGACGACGAUGAGCAAGAUGAGGAUGAAGACGAAUAUGAAGACGCUGAUGAAGACGAUGACGACCUCGAACAUCUGGAAGGCCGUGCCCUGGUUGAGAAGCUUUCUCGAGAGGCCAUUUCCAUCGACGAUGACGACGAGGUGGAGGCUGACGACCCCGACAGUUCAGAGAAAGAGAAUCGGGUUCCAGGCGAGACUCAAGAGAGCAAUCGUGCUCGCCAGCGACGUAAUGAGGUCCCUCAUUUCACAACCCCUGAUCGCAAACAACCCAGCCUUCCCAACUCGAGUUCCCCCGUCUUUAUCUCCGAUGGUGAAGAAGACAGUGAGCCGGAGACUGGAGGUACUGGUGCCGCUUCAGCUCCUGCUGGACCCCAUCCUCUGAGCGCCAACGACCACAACUGGCCUGUUCAUACCCACCUGGUUCCGCCUCCCCCUGGUGUCCGCAACAUCCGUCUCAAGGAACAACGAUCGGUCAUCAGGACCGUUCUGGCCACCGGCAUCACACGUGCAAUCUACAAGGUGUUGUUCCGGAAUCCGUUCCCUUCCAUCGACGAUGACUAUCGGUACCACCGUGACCUCAUUGUUGAGGUUGCCACCCAGGUUGGCCAGCACGAUGUUGCCAAACGUGUCAAGGAAGAACUUACGUAUGCGCUUGCUCUUGCCCGAGUGAUUGUCCAACGUCUCUCGAACCUGCGGGGAAACUGGAAGCAAGAGGCGGCUCGCAAGGUAGAGCUCCACUACCGCCUCCUUGGCAGCCAGCAGCAGAUCAAAGAACGUGUCGACAAGGUCCUCAGUGGGUUCACCUACGUGUAUGAAGUCAAUUCGAACGACACACCUAUCUUUGCCAAGCCAUUCCUCCACAGUUGCAUCCUCGCUGUCCUUCGACAAUGUGUUUUCACCGAGAAGGGACGUACCGGGUCCCUGGCGCACAAGUACGACAAGGGCUUCCGUACCUUGCCCUCGACUUCUGCUGAUGCUCCACAACGACGUGCUAUUCCUGAUGCCAUGGUCUGCUUAGCGGCUGCAGUGACGCAUGCCGCCCUCGACGACUGGAAGAACGGCAUCCACCAGCCCACCCCCUUUAGUGCUGACACGUACGAAGAUGUCUACAAUGUUCUGGGAGAGGUUCUCGAUACUAUCCGCGAGGCACGACAAGGUGCUGCGUACGACUACCUCAUGGCCAAGAUCUAUACUGAGUGCGGCAAGGGCACAGCCUCAUCGGGCAUUGCAUCUACAAACGAUGCUCUCAAGCUCGUCGACAUCGAAAACAUGCCAGUCUCCGAUGACUAG
Molecule: messenger RNA, 1629 nt
Organism: Coprinopsis cinerea okayama7#130
Lineage: Eukaryota; Fungi; Basidiomycota; Agaricomycetes; Agaricales; Psathyrellaceae
Exons: 9
Coding region: 1-1629 (542 amino acids)
Source: RefSeq, a predicted model, not a curated record